AUGGCUCAACUACCUCAAUAAACAAGUUAUACUCCUGAUUCACAAUAGAUUUAGUAGCCAUCUCAAAUGAGUAUUAAACCACAACCAAUUACAUUCUAUCCACCUUAAAUGAUACAAUCUAAUCAAAAUUAUUAGAUGCAACAACAAUAAUAAUAUUAGUAAUAAUAACAAUAGCAGUUUUAAUAAUAAUAGGGAGGAGUACCUUAAUUAUAAUAAUAACCAUAAUAUUAAAACGAUGAUCAAAAAAUAAGAUAAAAUUAAUUAUCAUAGAAUCUAUAACAAUAAAUAAUGUAAUAAUAGUGGAAUGAAUAAUUUUAAUAGAUGCUUUAGAUGCAUCAUCAUAAUUAUUUAUUGUAAAAUUAGUUGCAGAAUGUGAUGAUGAAUUAAACAGCAUAAUCAGAAUAAGCAAGACAAGACUUAAUGAUUUAAUAACAGUAAUCUUUAUCAGACUUUACCAAUUUAUAGCCUGAAACAAUUACAGAAUAUAUUCCGGUUGAAAAGAAAAUAAUUGAAUAUGAAACAAGAAUAAAAAAGAUUCAAGUUCCUGUAACUCAUGAAAUAACUGAAUAUGUACCAGUAACAACAGAAACAAUAUCACCAGAGAGAACAGUUAGAUUAUCCCCUCCAAAAGAAGUACAUAUGGUUCCAACAGUUAUUUAAUAACCUCCAAUUUUAUAAUAGACUGUGAUUCCAAGACCUCCUUAAUUAUAAUUGAUUCAGACAAAUGCUUAAAUGACUAGAAUACCAUAACCAUCAUCAUUACCACCACCACCACCACCACCAUUACCACAAUUAUCAUUUUAAUAAUAUCAAUAAGUUCCAUUAACUUCAAUAAGAUCAUAACCAUAAUAAUCACCUCCAAGAAUAUUGAAUAAACCAACAGAAAUUCCAAUACCACCUCCACCUCCUCAUCUUCCUUUAUAACCUUUUAAUUAUACUCCAAAAGACUUUCCUACUAUGACUAUGCCUCCUCCAACAUAAUAUCAUCAUUCAAUUCCUUUAAAUUCACCUUAACCACCACCACCACCUCAUCCAUAAUUUGAUUCACCACCACCACCACCAUCUCUACCUCUACCACAUGAUUACUAAAAUAUUCCUCCAAUUAAUAAAUUCCCUCCUAAUUUACGUCCUUAAUUACCACCAUAAGUAUCAUAAAUACCUUAAUUACCAUAACAUAAUCAUUUAUAAUAACAUCCAAUUAAUCCAUAAUAACCACCUUUAUUACCUCAUCCACCUUAAUCUAGACCUCCUCCAUUUAUCCCAGAAUAGUAUUAUAGAGAUUCCAUAGAGGAUUAAUAAGAUUAAAAAUACUAUUAUUAAAGACCUCCUAUGAAAUAUCCAAAUCAUCCUGAUUUUUAAUAGACUAAUAAACAUCCAUCUGAAUAUGAUACACCCAACUAUCAUAUUAAUAAUUAUGAUAGUGAGAAUGUACUAAACUAAUCAAUAUUACACUUAGAUUAGAGAUAAACUAUCAGAACCAAUCCAAUAUCCAAAAAGAGCUCCUUUCAUACCAAAAUCAUAUGAUCCUGACCUAUAUAAUCAAAAAUAAGAUUAGUUUGAUAUCCCAUCUAAAGAUCAAUAAAAAAAAGGAAUCCAAAGAUCAGUUUAUGAAAAACGACCAUAAAAUACUACUCAUCAAUAAACCUAAAGAACAAAAGAAAACUACUUUAAAGACUCUAUAUUCUAAUGA
Messenger RNA from Paramecium sonneborni, 1690 nucleotides. NCBI's taxonomy places the organism in Eukaryota, Ciliophora, Oligohymenophorea, Peniculida, Parameciidae. The record is from the annotation of a GenBank genome assembly.